AAGUGUGUUAAUGUGAUUUUAAAUGAUUUUAUUUACAUACUGGGAUAAAUACUCAAACCAUUCAAACAUUUCUGCUUUUGAAAAUUUAUUUAUCGUGAUUUAUACAUGACUCAUUAUCCUAAGCUCUUAGCCUAGGCCCAGCCUAUGCCUGUCAGCCCUGUGUAUAUUGUUCAAGUGAAAUGGCGUCAUCUCUGCUUCUGGUGCUAUUUUUUCUCUGCUAUGCCGAUGCAGCUCAAAAUUUUCAGGAAGUAUCUGUUUGUCCACGGAAUGCAGACACAUGGAAAAUAGAAUCGGACAAGAAAAACUGUCAGGGAGACACGCCCGACUAUCUGUGUGCUGCGAUAGAAAACAAUGUUGGCAAAUUCGGGGAAAUAUGCACGAAAUAUGGGCUGUCCCCAGAAAGAAAGUGUGCUGUGUUGAACAACCAAACCCAUAAUCUGGACUCUGUAGACUGUAAAGCACCAACAGGAUGUCCACUAACCCCCUACAAUCCCUCAGAGUUGUGGAAGU
This is a messenger RNA of Saccostrea cuccullata (small rock oyster), 510 nucleotides long. RefSeq lists its product as uncharacterized. The annotation marks the transcript as partial. The transcript has 2 exons. The record is from RefSeq and is a predicted model, not a curated record. Lineage: Eukaryota; Metazoa; Mollusca; Bivalvia; Ostreida; Ostreidae.